Actinia tenebrosa (Australian red waratah sea anemone) is the source of this 1237-nucleotide messenger RNA. Its product is annotated as MKI67 FHA domain-interacting nucleolar phosphoprotein-like. The record is from RefSeq and is a predicted model, not a curated record. Lineage: Eukaryota; Metazoa; Cnidaria; Anthozoa; Actiniaria; Actiniidae. Gene Ontology annotation, molecular function: RNA binding.
UCCAAUAUUCAACAUGGCGGACAAAACAGCUGAAAAAAACAAGAAAAGUUCAGAGGAAACUUUAGCUCUUAGUAGUGAAAAACAAAAAGAAUUUGAAGAAAAAGUAAAAAAGAUCAAACCAAAGGAUAGUGAUGGAGAACUUGUACCUGGUGUUGUAUACCUUGGUCAUAUUCCUCAUGGGUUUUACGAAAAUGAAAUCAGGAAUUUCUUCGAACAGUUUGGAACAGUUAACAGAGUAAGGCUAUCUAGAAGUAAAAAGUCUGCAAGAUCAAAAGGUUAUGCAUUUAUAGAGUUUGACUGUGAUGAAGUUGCCAAAAUUGCAGCAGAAACAAUGGAUAACUAUAUGAUGUUUGGAAGACUUUUAAAAUGUAAAGUAAUAUCCCCAGACAAAAUUCAUCCAAGGCUGUGGGAAGGAUCAAAUCGAAAAUUUCGUCACGUUUCGAGGAAUGAAAUUGCAAUAAAGAAACAGAAUAAGGAACGAAAUCAGAAAGAACAUGCAGCGAAUGUCAAAAAUAUCCUCAAGAAAGAAAGCCGAAAAAGAAAGAAGCUUGAGAAGCUUGGCAUAGCUUACGAUUUCCCUGGAUAUAAAGAGGAGGCAGAGGAAAGUCAGCCCAAACACAAAAGGUUUUCAGACGAAUAAUCGCGAAACCUAUUCGCAUCAUAUACAAGUGAAAGAAUAGUCCCUGAAAAAAGAAUAGUCCCUGCAGUAGCUCAGUGCUUGAUAUUCACUUUUCCCAGCCAAAAGUGUUCCAAAUUUGAUUUUAGUCGCUAAUUUUUCAUUUUAUAUCAUUCGUACUCCUGUGAGAAAACAUUAAGAAUUUCGCCAAAUGAAAACCAACUUUAGAAAAAUUUAGCUGUCAAGCGAUUUAUUUGUAUUGACGAUGAAUAAUUCGAAAUUUUUAGCCCUGACUGAAGAUAGACUUGACAUUGACUAUUACAUUUUAUUCCACUGGUGAAAUUUAAACACACUAUAAUUGUCUUACAAUGCUUCUCAACUUAAAGCGCGAAAUCGAACAAUUUGAUAAACAAUGUAAGAAUUUUCCAUAACCUUAUCGGAAGAGCACGUACAUAUGAAAUGUCAUGGAAAGGCCUUGAUUGACGUCUAUCGAUCCUAUACGUCGCGAUGACGAUUCCUCACGUGAUAUUCAGAAGUACUGUUAACCAAGCUGAGGAACUUUUGUAUAUGGAUUAUUAAUAUGAAUUUGAUGGAUAAAUAAAUAACUACUCUAUAAAGUUA